AUGGAUGACAUCGAUGCCAUACCCUCAAUUUCUUCCGGCGCCGUCGGAUCACGUUUCGUCUCGCAGUCAGACAUCGACACAGCCAAGGCCAGGCGGGAGGAGCAAUGGAAAGCAGCCUACGCGAGGCUUGGGCAAGAGCCCCCGCCUCCUCCGACAGAGGAUGCAUUUGACGGUCGUAGCUUGGCAGAGAAACUGGCUGCUAACAGAGCAGCCAAACAAGAAGAAUGGGAGGAGAGAAAUAAAUUAGGAAACCAAUUCCGCGCGUUAGAGGAAGACGAAGUCCUAUUUCUAGACUCACUCAUGGAGAAACAACGAGAAGAGGAAAGGUUACGUAAAGAGCAGGAUGGCGAAGAGCUGAAGCAUUUUAGAAAAGCUGUGGCUGCCCGAGAAACGGAAGCAAGUAAACCACCGAUCGCUUCAGCUACUGCCCCUUCCACUGCUCCGACCAGCAAAUCCAAGGCCCCCGCCGCGCCGCCCGCAAAGAAAGAUGCGAAAAAGUUGUUGAAGGGUGUGCUUGUCAAAAAGAAGCCAAAACCCUCGGCGGCCUCUCCAACAGCGCCCGCGCCCAAAGGCAACUCAAAAACAAGUCCAGAGCUGCAGCCGCAAUCCGUCCAUAAGGAGAAGAGUGAGGCGAGACCAUCUACUGAUGACGAGCCUCGAGCAAAACGACGGAAGAUAUCAGAAGCUGAUACAUAA
Fibroporia radiculosa is the source of this 696-nucleotide messenger RNA. RefSeq lists its product as uncharacterized. NCBI's taxonomy places the organism in Eukaryota, Fungi, Basidiomycota, Agaricomycetes, Polyporales, Fibroporiaceae. The transcript is spliced from 6 exons. The coding region runs from base 1 to 696 and encodes 231 amino acids. The record is from RefSeq and is a predicted model, not a curated record. Gene Ontology annotation, cellular component: nucleus.